Molecule: messenger RNA, 596 nt
Organism: Pogoniulus pusillus (Red-fronted tinkerbird)
Lineage: Eukaryota; Metazoa; Chordata; Aves; Piciformes; Lybiidae
Product: histone H2A-beta, sperm-like
Exons: 1
Coding region: 1-510 (169 amino acids)
Biological process (GO): heterochromatin formation
Cellular component (GO): nucleosome; chromatin
Molecular function (GO): protein heterodimerization activity; DNA binding; structural constituent of chromatin
Source: RefSeq, a predicted model, not a curated record
AUGAGCAGCAUGCUCGCAGCAGAGGAGGUCGUCACGGUGCCUGUGGAGGCCAGGGAGCCUGAGCUGGCAGAUGCCGGGAGCCCUCCCGAAAGCAGCGAAGCGAGGGGCAAAAGGAGCCGCUCCUCGCGGUCCUCCCGGGCAGGGCUGCUCUUCCCCGUGAGCCGCGUGGCCGGGCAGCUGCGCAGGGGGCGCUUCGCCGGGCGGCUCGCAGCCAGGGCCCCUGUCUACCUGGCCGCGGUGCUGCAGUGUGUGACGCACAAGGCGCUGGACGUGGCCGGCAGGAUCGCCAAGCGCAGCAGGCAGCAGCGCAUCGCUCCGGCGCACCUGCACAUGGCCGCGCAGAGGAGCUCGCAGCUCCACAAGCUCCUGCAGGCGGACGUGCUCGGGGGCCGCGGCGGCGCCGCCGCCAAGAGACGGCCUGCGGCCUCCAGAAAGAAGGCGGCCAGCACGAAGAGGAGAUGCCCUGGGCACAGAGCUGCGCCUGCCCGUGCCAGAGCUGCGGCCAAGUGAGGAGAGACCCAGGCUGGCAGGGCAAGCGCUGCCUCGUGGGCAAGGCUGCUGCCAAGUCCAGCACCGUGGGCUAGGGGAACAAUAAA